Messenger RNA from Aphidius gifuensis, 3292 nucleotides. It is a transcript of the gene Past1, whose product is annotated as EH domain-containing protein 1. Gene Ontology annotation, molecular function: GTP binding; calcium ion binding; protein binding. Gene Ontology annotation, biological process: endocytosis; endosomal transport. Gene Ontology annotation, cellular component: cytoplasm; plasma membrane. NCBI's taxonomy places the organism in Eukaryota, Metazoa, Arthropoda, Insecta, Hymenoptera, Braconidae. The coding region runs from base 977 to 2590 and encodes 537 amino acids. The record is from RefSeq and is a predicted model, not a curated record. The transcript is spliced from 4 exons.
AGUACAUUUUAAUUCACAUAUUUCCGGCAGUGUGUAAAUUCAAAUCGUAUGUAUGAAAACAAGGACACUUUUGUCUUGUCAAUUUUCCAUUUUUUUUUUUAUUUAAAUAUUUGUUUAAAGGAAACAAAAAAAAAUAUAUCAUUUAACAUCAUUAUAAAAUAUAUCUGCAAUUCUGUAUAAGUAUAUAUAAGAAAAAGAAAAAAAAUUAAUAAAUAAGUAAAAAGUUAGUCUAGCCAGAUAUGAUAAGAAAGACAAACAUUUUAUUCUAGUUAUAAAGUAGAGCAUUAAAAAACAAUAUAAGUCAUCAAAUUUAAUAAUAUAAUAUCUCAGUUAUUUCGUCAACUAUAAUUGACUUUUAUUGAUAAGAAAUAAAAAAAAAACUUAAUACUUGGUGAUAAUAAAAUUUAGUAAUGAUAAAAUUUAAAGCCCGGCUUUAUAAAAAAUGACAUGGAGUCACUGAUGAAUCACACAUGGUACAGGGCAAAUUGUUUGAGUUUGACGUCCCUGGUUUUGUUGAAUUAAUACAUUCUCUUGUCUACAACUGUGUCUGUGUUCUGCAUUUGUAGAAAUAAGAGAGACACACUGAUACACAGAGAGAAAGGCUACAGUAGAAUUGCUCGAGAAGAAGAGAAUAAUUGUCGUAAUACAAAGUCAUAUGUACACCAAUACAAAGGUGGGGCAAAUAUACAAAAAAAAGAAAUAAUUUUAACUUGUAUGUUUGUGUAAAUUACAACACUUCUGUGUGUAAGGAACUUUUGGUGUUAGUAUUAAAAUAUUAUUUGUCAUUAUCAUCAUCAUCAUCAUCAUCAUUAAAGUCCAGGAAUCCACCUUCUGGUAGUACAACUGUCAGUCUUGCCUUCAUGAGAGUGUUGAUUCACAACUCUACUUUUUAAUCAAGCACAAACUAAAAAGUGGAUUCAAGUGAUAGUUGAAUUAAAGAAGAUAUAAUAAUUUGUUAAAAUAAAAUAAAACCAAAAUGUUUAGUUGGUUAAAUAGAGAGGGUGAUAAACAGGAUUUAUUUGACAAUGUUACCCAAGGUCUUAAUCAAAUAUAUAAAACAAAAUUAUUACCAUUGGAAGAGCACUAUCAAUUUCAUGAUUUUCAUUCACCAAAAAUGGAUGAUCCAGAUUUUGUUGCAAAACCAAUGAUAUUACUUGUUGGACAAUAUUCAACUGGUAAAACAACAUUUAUAAAAUAUUUAUUAGAACGUGAAUUUCCAGGUAUAAGAAUUGGUCCAGAACCAACAACUGAUAAAUUUAUUGCUGUUAUGUAUGAUCAAAAAGAAGGUGUUAUACCUGGUAAUGCACUUGUUGUUGAUCCAAAUAAACAAUUUCGUCCAUUAGCAAAAUUUGGUAAUGCAUUUUUAAAUCGUUUACAAUGUUCAAUGGUUUCAUCACCAGUAUUAAAAGGUUUAUCAAUUGUUGAUACACCUGGUAUAUUAUCAGGUGAAAAACAACGUGUUGAUCGUGGUUAUGAAUUUACUGGUGUAUUAGAAUGGUUUGCUGAACGUGUUGAUAGAAUAAUAUUAUUAUUUGAUGCUCAUAAAUUAGAUAUAUCUGAUGAAUUUAGACGUUCAAUUGAAGCAUUACGUGGUCAUGAUGAUAAAAUAAGAAUUGUAUUAAAUAAAGCUGAUAUGAUUGAUCAUCAACAAUUAAUGAGAGUAUAUGGUGCAUUGAUGUGGUCACUUGGUAAAGUAUUACAAACACCAGAAGUUGCACGUGUUUAUAUUGGAUCAUUUUGGGAUCAACCAUUACGUUAUGAUGGUAAUAGAAGAUUAUUUGAAGCUGAAGAAAAUGAUUUAUUUAAAGAUUUACAAUCAUUACCAAAAAAUGCAACAUUAAGAAAAUUAAAUGAUUUAAUAAAACGUGCACGUCUUGCUAAAGUACAUGCAUAUAUUAUUAGUGCAUUAAGAAAAGAUAUGCCAAGUGUAUUUGGUAGAGAAGGAAAAAAAAAAGAUUUAAUUAAAAAUCUUGGACAAAUAUAUGAUCAAAUACAACGUGAACAUCAAAUAUCACCUGGUGAUUUUCCAGAUUUAAAAAAAAUGCAGGAAAAUUUACAACAUCAUGAUUUUAUGAAAUUUAAUCCACUAAAACCAAGACUGUUGGAGGUUGUUGAUAAAAUGUUGGCUGAUGAUAUUGCUAAAUUAAUGACAAUGAUCCCACAUGAAGAAACAAAAUCAAAUACUAAUGAACAAAUGAUUCAUGGAGGUGCAUUUGAAAAUGUUGAAGAUGUUAGUCCAUUUGGUUAUAUGAGAGGUGAGGGUGUUGAUGCUGGAGCUGGUGAACAAGAAUGGAUUGUUGGCAAGGAUAGAUACAAGUAUGAUACACUUUUUGAAAAUCUUGAACCAACUGAUGGAAAAAUAACUGGAGCAGUUGCCAAAGCAGAAAUGGUCAAGUCUAAAUUACCAAAUAGUGUUCUUGGUAAAAUUUGGAAACUAUCUGAUGUUGACAAGGAUGGCCAUUUAGAUGCUGAUGAAUUUGCACUGGCAAUGCACUUGAUUAAUGUCAAGUUAGAUGGUCAUGAUUUACCAACAACUCUACCAGAUCAUUUAGUUCCACCAGCAAAAAGAUUCGUCGAGUCAGAAAAUUAGAACAAAUUAAUUUUUCUAUUGGCACAAAUACAAUAUGAAAAAAAAAAAAAAAACUAUUUAUCUAAUUUUGCAAUAACAAUUUAUUUCAAUUCUAAUUUUUUUUUUUUUUGUUUUUUCUUGAAUGUUUUCCUUUUAUUUAAAAACAACAACUCAGUUAUUAGCGUUAUCACAAAAAUAACAGAUAAAAAUUUAUAUAUUUUGCAAUAUAAAACAGACAUCACUAAUAGCAUAAUAAUUUAUUAAAACAGCGAUUAUAUAGUAUACUAAUGAAGGAGAAAACAAAUUAUAUUUUUAUCAAGCAUUUCUAAGAUUAAAAUAAAAUUUGCUUUAGUUAGAAUGAAUUAUGAAGGAAAUAUAAAAAAAUCUACAAAUGUAUAUAUUUUGAGAAGAAAUAAUAAUGUGGAGCUUUAAAAAUGGACUGUAUACACAAAAUUUUUUAUUUUUAAUCGCUUACGCACAUUAAAUUGAAAGUAAAUUUUGUAUGAGAACCAAAUUAUCUAAAAAUAAAAUAUACGUUUAUCGAAAAAAACGAAAAACAGAGGUAAAGAAUUUAUUAGUCUGAUGAGAUUAAAAUUAGCAAUUCUCCUAGUGAAGAAAAAAAAAACUGCAUUUUUUUUGCUCAUUGUCAUUCCUAAGAAAAUCCAAAGGACCAAUUACGUUAAAAAAGAAAAUUGUCACAGAAGACUAAAUAAAUUUCAUUAU